This is a messenger RNA of Verticillium dahliae VdLs.17, 282 nucleotides long. RefSeq lists its product as uncharacterized. Bases 1 to 282 code for a protein of 93 amino acids. The record is from RefSeq and is a predicted model, not a curated record. Lineage: Eukaryota; Fungi; Ascomycota; Sordariomycetes; Glomerellales; Plectosphaerellaceae. The transcript is spliced from 2 exons.
AUGACUGCUCUGCUUGGCCCACCGCCGGCCGAGUUUCUCAAGAGGAGCCAGGAGGCGAACAAAUACUGGGAAGACGAUGGUCAGUGGAAGGGACUCGUACCCUUGCCCGAUAUAAGCUUUGCGCGUCUUGCGGGGACGCUUCAAGGAGAGGACAAGCAAGUGUUCAUCGACUUUGUGCAAGGCUUCCUAGCGUGGCUCCCCGAGGAGAGGCUGGACAUUCUGCAGGGUUGCAUGCAUUCGUGGCCACGAGGCGAAGCCCAGGCCCCCUCUGAUCAACAGUGA